This is a messenger RNA of Myxocyprinus asiaticus (Chinese sucker), 5647 nucleotides long. RefSeq names its product protein phosphatase 3, catalytic subunit, beta isozyme (gene ppp3cb). Gene Ontology annotation, cellular component: cytoplasm; cytosol; calcineurin complex. The record is from RefSeq and is a predicted model, not a curated record. Gene Ontology annotation, molecular function: calmodulin binding; calmodulin-dependent protein phosphatase activity. The transcript has 14 exons. NCBI's taxonomy places the organism in Eukaryota, Metazoa, Chordata, Actinopteri, Cypriniformes, Catostomidae. The coding region runs from base 378 to 1943 and encodes 521 amino acids. Gene Ontology annotation, biological process: calcineurin-NFAT signaling cascade.
UUAGCCUCCGCGUGAUGGCGGUAUGAGGCAGUCCCUGCAAACCAGAGCGUGGGAGUUCCUGCCUUCGCCAUGUCGGGGUGGUGCUGCAACGCGCUGAGGAUACCCUGAACCGAGCAUAAGUCUCCCAGCCCCCCUCCUGUCGCUCCAUCCAUCCAUCUAUCUAGCCAUCUAUCUAUCCGCCCCCACACGGAGUCCAGCACCCACGGCAUCGCUGUUUUCCCGGAGAAACCGCGACGCAUCUUCCCCUGACUGACGGUAGACGGAGGAGAGACGCACCAAGUGAUGCUGCUUCUGCAGCCAGCGCAUCCCGCAGCACCGAACACCGUACGCUCGCCCGUUAGGAGUAGGCGCACUUUCCCCGGUAUCUACAACAACCCAUGAAGAUGUCCAACGCAGACAUGGGUUUAAACCCUACCGACCGCGUCAUUAAAUCGGUGCCGUUUCCGCUGAGCCACAGGUUAAGCAUGCGAGAGGUUUUCGACUGUGAGGGGAAACCUCGAGUGGACCUGCUGAAGGCUCACCUCACUAAAGAGGGCCGCGUGGAGGAGCCCGUCGCCCUGCGUAUUAUUAAUGAGGGGGCCGCCAUCCUCCGCCAGGAGAAGACCAUGCUGGACAUAGAGGCCCCUGUCACAGUGUGUGGAGAUAUCCAUGGGCAAUUCUUCGACCUAAUGAAGUUAUUUGAGGUUGGUGGGUCUCCUGCGACAACAAGGUACCUAUUUCUUGGGGACUAUGUUGACCGAGGGUACUUCAGUAUUGAGUGUGUUCUAUACCUCUGGUCACUGAAAAUCCUCUAUCCGAAGACACUGUUUCUACUGCGGGGAAACCAUGAAUGUAGACAUCUGACUGAAUAUUUCACUUUCAAACAAGAAUGUAAAAUCAAAUACUCAGAGCAGGUGUAUGACGUGUGCAUGGAUGCGUUUGACUGUCUGCCUUUGGCUGCUCUGAUGAAUCAGCAGUUUUUGUGCGUUCAUGGGGGCCUGUCUCCAGAGAUCCACACGUUAGAUGACAUCAAGAGGUUGGACAGGUUCAAGGAGCCCCCGGCGUUCGGCCCCAUGUGUGACCUCCUGUGGUCUGACCCUCUGGAGGACUUCGGCAAUGAAAAGAGCCAAGAUUACUUCAGCCACAACUCUGUCCGUGGAUGCUCUUACUUCUACAGCUAUCCUGCAGUGUGUGAGUUUUUACAGACCAACAACUUACUGUCGGUCAUCAGGGCACAUGAGGCUCAGGACGCAGGUUACCGUAUGUACAGAAAGAGUCAGACCACAGGCUUCCCGUCCCUCAUCACCAUAUUUUCAGCUCCAAACUACCUGGACGUUUACAAUAACAAAGCGGCCGUGCUCAAAUAUGAGAACAACGUGAUGAACAUACGACAGUUCAACUGCUCGCCACAUCCGUACUGGCUGCCUAAUUUCAUGGACGUCUUCACCUGGUCUCUGCCCUUUGUUGGAGAGAAAGUGACAGAGAUGUUGGUGAAUGUCCUCAGCAUCUGUUCUGACGACGAGCUCAUGAACGACGGAGAUGAGAUCUUUGAUGCUAAUGCUGCAGCCGCUCGUAAAGAGGUCAUCAGGAACAAGAUCCGUGCCAUUGGCAAAAUGGCCAAAAUGUUCUCAGUCCUGCGAGAGGAGAGUGAGAAUGUGUUAACCCUGAAAGGCCUGACCCCUACUGGCAUGCUACCAAGCGGCGUACUGUCCGGUGGAAAACAGACCUUGCAGAGUGCUACCGUCGAGGCCAUUGAAGCCAUCGAGACGGUUGAGGAUGGAGAAGCUAUCCGUGGCUUUUCUCCACAGCACAAGAUCACCAGUUUCGAGGAGGCGAAGGGUCUGGACCGUAUAAACGAGCGCAUGCCCCCUCGCCGAGAUGUGGUCAACAGUGUGGGGCUCUCCAUGGGCAAGAUGAACAUUGCCGAAUCCAACGGCACGGAUGACAACAGCAAUAUUCAGUGAUUCAUCUCAUCCUCCUCGUCCAGUCCCUUGCUCACCCCUGCUCCUUCUCCCAUUAUGCAAUUCUCCCCUCAUUUUCAGUGCUACUGUCUGUGUAGCAGAUGGAUUAUGCGAUAUAUUUAGACCGAACUCCCUGCUUGGUGUUCAGCGGCCUCAACAACAAAUUUGAGACGGACAGAAGGGAUGCGUCUCUAUUCAGAACAAGAAUGCAAAGAUAUUCAUAAGGGCUGGAGAAGAUCAUGGGUGAAUUCCAAACAGCAUUUUUGCACCCUUGAUGGGCACUCCGAGAAGAAGACGCAACUUGAAGGGUUGUUCCAAAUGAAAGUGAGCAACUGAGUCCCUUCAUUAAGGGCCUUAACGCAAAGCCGUUAGUGAAGGGUACAUGCAGUAACCAUAUUUUUAAAAAAAAUAGUCAUAAUACAGGAAAUCCAAAACUAUGGUAAUAAAAAAUUUCUGUCAAAAAGCAUGGUUAGUUUCAUGGAUUUUACAUGUAUCAUGGAUUUUAAAACCAUGGUUCUUACCACAAAAAUGGUUACAUGGUUACUGCAGGUUUGCUAUAGUGUAACCAUCAGUAGUGUAAUAAAAUCAUUUACAAAUCAUUUACAUUUACAAUUUUGUGGUCAUGGUUUUACUUCAGUAAUCAUAGUUCAACUAUGAUUACUGUAGUAAAACCAUGGUUAAUUUUCGUAAGGGAUGAAUAAAGCUAUUGCGAGGGAAUGCAAAAUAUAUUGCGAGGGAACGCAAAACUAUUUCAGAAAAUAAAUUCUCUCCCUGUCCUCUUAAGGAGAUCUGUAUCCUCAUGAUUCAUUCCGAAACCUGAGAUAAUUUAUUUGAGAUAUUACCUGGGAUUUAAACCUAUGUAAACCCAAUGGGAAAUAUCCCUUACAUAUUUUUUGUUUUUAUCAAGUGCCAUACAUAGACACAAGUUGAAAUAAAUUUGAUUGACAGACACAAAAAAAAAUUAUUUUACUUGCCACAACAAUCUUUACAGCUAAAAACCAGAAUUUUGCUGCUACGUUAUCAAGUUAAGAUUACGAUUCAAAAUUAUACGUGCAGUGAUGUGUGUAGGUGACAAGAAUGCCCUCCUCCCUUCAUAGUACUCAUUUCAAGAGCUCUGCCCUUCACAGUGAGUAGGGCAAAGUGAUACUCACUUUCACAUUGGAAUUCGCCCAUGUUUUCAGUUGGGAAUGAUUGAUUGCGUGAGAGUUGCAUGAUGGGAUAUGGGCUUUGUAAAGUAAAUAUGAACAAAGGGCAUUUCCUGUUGCUUUGUGCAAGCCAUUUCAACAUAAAUCAUGUGCAGGAUAUGAACUAAAGAUAUGUACAAUUCAAUUUCCCUAGUUAAAAUGCAAAUUCUUGAUAUCAUAAAUGAAAUUACUACUAGUAAAACGCUUUUUUAAUUUAUGAUAUCAAUAAUUAGGUUUGCAAUAGUAAAAAUGUUAACUCUUGAUAUCAAAAUGUCAAAAUGACUAGCGGGAAUAUCCAUUCUUGAUAUCGAAAGUGUAAUUGCAACUAGUAAAAAACAUAGUGUUUGCAAUCUGUAACUGCAUUUUCAUUAGUAGAAUUUCACAAUUAUCUGUCUAUUCAAAACCCAAUUACAGAUAAUACAAUUUUUUGAUAACAAUAAUGUUACUAGUGUACAAAUCCAUUCCUGAUAUCAAAAAUGAAAUUACAACUAGUAAAAAUACUCUUUUUUUAAUAUUUGUAUGUUUAUUUCAACAUAGUAGAUUUGGUAUUUCAGAUAUCUGGGAAUGGAUUUCAGAUAUCAAUAAAUGGAAGAGUAAUGAAAGAUUUAAGAUAUCUGAAAUUAACAUUGCCACUAGAGGAAAAAAAAAUAUAUCAAAAAUGAACAUGUUUACUAGUUGUCAUUCAGUUGUUGAAAUCAGAAUAGGCAAUUGCACUAGUAAGAAUGUAAUUAUUGAUAUCAAAAAUGAAUUAUUUUUACUAUUAAGCUGAUACUGUAUGUGUAGUUUGAAUUUCAGCUAGUAAGAAAUUCUUGGUAGAUAUCUGUGUUUUAAGCAGAGUGAUUGACAGAUAAUUGUGAAAUUUUACUAGUAAAAAUGCAGUGACUAUGUUUUCAGUACUUAUGUGUUUUACUUGUUGAAAUUCAGUUUUUAAGAAUUGGUAUUUCCGUGAGUAAUGACGUCAUUUUUUAUACCAAGAAUGUGCUAUUGCAAACCUAAUUACUGAUCUCAAGAAUGAUCAUUUUAAUUAGUGAAAACUGUAUCUACUGUAUAAUUCAUAUCCGGCACACGAUUAAAUUUAGAAAGGGCUUGCAAUAGUUGCUUUGUAUGAAAAGAUGCUUAUUUAUGUGUGUUUGCACUGUAUGUCAGUGUGUGUGGGGGCAAAAUGUGUUAUAUAAUUUUAAGUAGGUUUUCACGAAUGUUUACUGUUCUUUUUCCAGGCCUGCUGUGGAAACUAUAACACAAGGCUACUGCUGUAUUUAUUCUCAAUGAGAGGAAUGUAUGUUUGUGUUUAUGUAAGUGUGUGUGUGAGGUGCUUGAAACCAUUUACUUUAAAAUUCUCUUGCAGUUCUAUGUUUUACUACUAGUACUCAAUAUACAGUAUAGCCCAGGGGCGUAGAUUCCAGGGGGGGAUGGGGGAGCGAGUACAACCCCCCAAUAUUUAUACCAUGAUCAAUGGAAACAUGUAAAUGGAAGGAAAAGCAAAACCAAUAUUACAAAAAUUAACUUCACACAGAUUAUUAUGAUUAAUUCGCAAUUAAUUUCUCGUAAUGCCCCUCAUGCUGUUCAGCUGAGUGCUUGCUGCAUUGUGUAAAUCCGGUGUUGUCACGUCGUGCCGCAGUUGCUAUGGCAGUACUCCCUGUGUCCCGCAGAGUCUGACAAUUUCCCACCUCUUCUCCCUCCGUUCCAUAGCAGAACGAAGGGAAUAUUCAUGUGUGUGUGUGUGUGUGUGUGUGUGUGUGAAACAGGGAGGUGAUGUGACCUAGGGAUUGUGUUAGGCAAUUGUGGAUAUGUGAGACUUCAAACAGAUCUUUGUGACAAUGUGUGGUUUCAAACAGGUCCUUGUCCUGUACAGGUGCACUAGACUGAACAGAUUUCCAGCUACGCAUAAUUCAUGGGAGUUUAUUUUGUAUAUAAAUGCCGUAUAUUUUUAAGGAACGUUUUUUGUUAUUGCUUAUUUUCAUGUUUUUAUUUUUAUUUAAUUCAAGCUAUUUACUUAUUUAUUGUUUGUUUGUUUACAUUGCUGUACAGGUAAUUAAGCUCCAAUGAGGUGUUAAACCUUGCGCUUUUGCGUUUCUUAUUUAAUUGAUGUACAGAAGUUAUCUAGUAGUGUGAAGGAACAUAUAAUUCUGUGAAAUGACAUCCGGGCUGCCAAAGCAUGACUGCAUGGUUAUGUCAAAUGUAAAUCGAAUAUGGACACACCUUAAUGUGUCUCACAUUUUUAAGGAGAAGUAUAUUCUGAUCAUUAUUCUAAACAAUAUGCUGAUUAUUUAUGAUUAUGAUUAUUAUUAUUAAGAGUUCUGCUGGUUUAUUCCACUUUGCCUCAUCCUUGUUUUGGUUGCUCGUGCUUUACUUUAUGAAUAAUGAAAACUUUCAUGGGUUCUUUGUGAUUCUAUAUCUUGUAUUUUUUUCUGGAGCUUCAUUUUGAGCAUCAUGAUUUCCUGAUCUACAAUACAGACAGUGUGAGCAUGCCCUAUGGGACAAAUCUCUUUUUUUACUCUUGAAUAAAAUAUGCAUGAACCUUUU